AUGACACAAAGGAUAACUUACAAGUACAAUCCACGGGCUCAAAGUAAUUCUCAAACGGCAUUUGUACUGGCUGAGAGUGAGCAAUUAUCAACCUGGUUUUCAGGUCUUUUCAGGUAUUUCAUGAUUACCGAAUGGAGUGUAUGUAUACCACUAAUUAGUUACACGCGUGUGACGUCACUCUGUCUGGAAUUCUCCAGAGAAAGAUUUGAACUCCGAGAGGAACCUGGAACUACUCCGAGAUCGACAGCGAUGAAGAGUCAAGACGGCAAGCCGGGCUUUUUAGUUUACUUUUCAUGCUUGGGUUGA
Molecule: messenger RNA, 306 nt
Organism: Melampsora larici-populina 98AG31
Lineage: Eukaryota; Fungi; Basidiomycota; Pucciniomycetes; Pucciniales; Melampsoraceae
Exons: 1
Coding region: 1-306 (101 amino acids)
Source: RefSeq, a predicted model, not a curated record